Molecule: messenger RNA, 810 nt
Organism: Neogale vison (American mink)
Lineage: Eukaryota; Metazoa; Chordata; Mammalia; Carnivora; Mustelidae
Product: CUB and sushi domain-containing protein 1-like
Exons: 4
Coding region: 1-810 (269 amino acids)
Source: RefSeq, a predicted model, not a curated record
AUGAAGAAAAAAAAUCAGAGAGUAAAGAUAGGCCAAAAUAAUGUGCUGUUUUCUUGUGUGCCUUCUUUUUCAGGUCAGAACUGCGGCGGUUUAGUCCAGGGUCCCAAUGGCACCAUCGAGAGCCCAGGGUUUCCGCACGGUUAUCCAAACUACGCUAACUGCACCUGGAUCAUUAUCACAGGAGAACGCAAUCGGAUACAACUGUCGUUCCACACCUUCGCCCUUGAAGAAGAUUUUGAUAUUUUAUCGGUGUACGACGGCCAGCUCCAGCAAGGGAAUUUGAAAGUGAGGUUGUCGGGAUUCCAGCUGCCGUCCUCCGUCGUCAGCACGGGCUCGAUCCUCACGCUGUGGUUCACGACAGACUUCGCCGUGAGCGCCCAAGGCUUCAAGGCCCUGUAUGAAGUUUUACCUAGCCACACGUGUGGAAAUCCGGGGGAGAUCCUGAAAGGAGUUCUGCACGGAACAAGGUUCAACAUCGGGGACAAGAUCAGGUACAGCUGCCUCUCCGGCUACGUCUUGGAAGGCCACGCGGUUCUGACCUGCAUUGUCAGCCGUGGGAAUGGAGCUUCCUGGGACUUUCCGGCUCCCUUCUGCAGGGCUGAGGGAGCCUGCGGAGGGACCCUGCGGGGAACCAGCAGCACCAUCUCCAGCCCCCACUUCCCCUCGGAAUAUGGGAACAACGCCGACUGCACCUGGACCAUCCUGGCCGAACCAGGGGACACCAUCGCCUUAGUCUUCACCGACUUUCAACUAGAGGAAGGAUACGACUUCUUAGAGAUCAGUGGAACAGAAGCCCCAUCCAUAUGGUAA